This is a messenger RNA of Cricetulus griseus (Chinese hamster), 1181 nucleotides long. Lineage: Eukaryota; Metazoa; Chordata; Mammalia; Rodentia; Cricetidae. The record is from RefSeq and is a predicted model, not a curated record.
CAUUUUUCCUGUGUCCUAUUGUGGGUCAGGUGCCUUUCCCCGCCUCAGUCUGCCUCUGUGUGUUUCUCUUUCCCUUCCCUUCCACUGUUUCUCUCUGAAGGAGUCUCCCGCCCAGGGAAGCCCAAUCUUUCCUUCCUCCCUCCUCUGGGAUCAGGACAGUCAAGGUCUUCCUCCUAGGCAGACUUUAGCUAGCCUUUGGUCUGGGACGAGAAGAAGGGGAUGGUGACAGUCUUAGUGGAGGUCAGAGCCCCGCGGACAAGUCUUCGGCCCUGAACCUUGAUGAGCUAUGGAUGGCACCAAGAGUCUCUCUGACAGAGCUGGGGAAGUGGAGACCAGGAAUGAGGCUGAGGAGAUCCUAGCCCAGGCUGAGCGGACCCAAGCCCAGGCUGAGUUGGCCCGAGCCCAAGCUGAGAAGAUCCUAGUCCAGGCUGAGGUUAUCCGAGCCCAGGCUGAGUUGACACAAGCCCAGAAUGAGUUGACCCAAGCCCAUGCUGAGAAGAUCCUAGUCAAAGCUGAGGAAGUCCUAGCCCAGGCUAAGGAGAUCCUAGCCCAGGGUCAGUUGACCAAAGCCCUGGCUGAGGAGGUCCUAGACCAGGCUGAAGAUGUCCUAGACCAGGCUGAAGAAGUCAUAGCCCAGGCCGUGUUGACCCAAGCUAAGGAUCAAAACCAAAACCAGAUGGAAGAGAGCCAAACCAAAGAGAGUCAAGCUGUGAGAGAACACAGCAAAGCUAAAGAUCAGAGCCAAGACAAGACCAAAGAUAGCCAAGAUGAGGCCAAGGGAGAUUGGGACAAACAGAAGAGCCAAGAUCAGCCCAAAGCUCUAAAAUGGAUUUGGUGCAAAAUCCAGCAUUUCUUUAAGAAGUUGAAGGAAAUUUUUAAAUGCCUUUGUUAAGUUUGUUAUGCCGAAAAGACAGUGAAGGAAAAUUUUAAUGCCUUUGUUAUUUAUGCCAAGCCGGCCACUACUUUGUUUUAUAGGAAUUCCUGAAAAACUUAUUCAUCUGAAACAUGUCCAAGUAGGUGUAGGUAACAGUGCGAGCCUGCCCUUUUCUAAUGUCUUGUAGAGAAUGUUCUCAAGUCCCUUCCAUUUUCUCUAUUGGAGCUACUCUGUGUAGCUUGCUCCCCUGUAUGUCUAUUCUGUUGCUCUUGUCCUAGGCUCCCUAAUAAAAGUUGCUUUAAAGGAA